GCAGAGACUGAAACUCUGCCGUGAUCUUCGAACAAAACGUGUCGAUUUUAUAAUGUACAGCUUAAGAGAUCUACACGGUUAUAUUUCAAAAUGCGCUCAGCCUUUACAAUUUUAAGGCAGUAUCACAUCAGAGGAGCUCCAGUCUUUAAUGAAUAACAGGCCUGUUCCUCAUCGUGUGUCGUGCAGUGUUAAAGAAGACUCGUUUCUCUUCUCAGCGCAAAAAAACAAACAAACAAACAAACAAAAAACACUCAUACAUGUUGGUGCUCCACGGACGCAUCUCUGAUUCAUCUCUGCUUGUGCUGCAGGUUGUCGAGCAGUCUCCUCCCCCUUCUGCUCCAGGUAAACACCGUGUUGUUGGUAUUGGAAACAAGCUGCUGAGGCUCCACAAGCAGAUGUUAAUCCAUACAUGGCGUGGCUUGGGUAUCUGGUUUAUUAAUUGUAGGAAUAGAUUAGUCCUGUCACCUCAGGAUCACUCAUCUGGCUCUGUGCUGCUGUUGUUGUGGCGGGAAGCCAAGUCCACUCCACAGGCAUCAACAAAUGACGAAUUUAUUAUUGUUGUUUAAUCGUUUUGAUCCAACGUUUGUCAUUGUUCACUUAUAAGGGUGCAACUUUCAACUAUCUCAACAAACUAAAUGAUCGUUUGGGGAUUUGGCUGAUCAUUUGUGGGGGAUUUCUGAUGCACAAAUGAAUAGGACAAUAAAAAGAGAGUUUAUAAAUGUGAUAAACAAAAGUCAGGAGAAAAGGAAGGACUUCUUUUCAUAGAAAAAUGACAAAGGAUCAGCUAUCUGAUACAGCCUAUAUGUGAGAGAGAACAGCAUCGUUGUAUGUCUCCUGUGCGUAAUCCGAUCUUGGACGAACGUUAAAGUGUUACAUUUUAAACGCAAUAAAGCGCAGCAUCAGCACGAAACUCCACAUACCAGCGGUAGACGCAGGGGCCCAAAGGGACCAGAUGGUCCAGACAAGAGCUCCGCUCAGGUCCCAGAGGCAUCGCCCCCCUUGUGUCAACGCCCCCAGCACGGUGGCUUGUGUCCCCUCCCCUCUGACGCGCCGGACCCACAUAAAUAGGAGGCUCUCCAGGUCUGCGGCACACUCGAGCUCAGCCGCUCCAGGAGCAAGUACCUCCCUUCCAAAAAGCACAGCAACAAGCAGCAAACGACAUGAGUCCCAGCAUCACUACCGAGGCCAGCCAGCCUCUCACUGCCAGGUCCACCGUGGCCCAGAGAAAACAGGCCAACGAACUGAGAAAGACUCUCAAACCCUUGCUAGAGAAGAGAAGACGUGCUCGUAUCAACGACAGUCUCAGUCACUUGAAAAGCCUGAUUCUUCCUCUGGUUGGCAAAGACAACGCACGCUACUCCAAGCUGGAGAAAGCUGACAUUCUGGAAAUGACCGUCCGCUUCCUCAGAGAUCUCCCGUCCUCUCCUGUCAAAGACUCCGCAGACAGUUACAAGGAAGGCUACAAAGCCUGCCUCCAGCGCGUCUCCGCUCUGCUUCCCAAAACGAGCCUGGAUCAGGACGCGUGCCAGCGGGUCAACGACUUCGUCCAGCAGUCCAUGUCCGCCACCGUCACCCCGACCUGCCUGAACUGCUGCGCUCAGAGCUCCAGGACUCUCCCUCAGAUCCAACAGAGACUCCUGAGCCUCAAAUCCAGCUUCAGCUGCAGACUGGAGAGCCAGUCCCGCAGCAGCAGCAGCGCAGUGGCUCCCAUCAGAGCGCAGCCAGGCCCGCAGCCUGUCAGCGCGGCCAUGUGGAGACCCUGGUAGAUUAGAUGGACAUUUAUCUCAUGCGUGUUAUGUAUUUUGUGACGAUAUUAAUGCUGUUUGUAUUCUAAUAACUGUAGUCAUUGCUAUUAAGAAUUGUUGGAGUUGCUGUGAAUGAAUUGAGCUCAUUUUGCGUUUAAUGCCAGAGAGCACACGAGCACAGAUCUCAAAGAAACUGAAGUCUAUGGACGUUUUUUUUUUUAAAAAAAAUGCAAUCCUCUUUGGGGUUUCAGAGAUACGGGUUGUAGACAACACUUUUGUAAAACCCCAAGGGUUAUUUUGUUUGAGGUUUGCACGAUGGACUUAAAAGUAUUUUGGUCUGUGCAAAAGAAUAGUCUGUAAACACUGUGUGUUAAGUAGGAUUGUUACCAUUCAUUGACAUUAUGUACGAAAAAAAACAAAACAACACGUUUUGUGACAUUUCAAAUAUUUGUCAUCGACGAAAGCUUUUCAAUAAAUACUCUCAACGAA
Molecule: messenger RNA, 2234 nt
Organism: Acanthopagrus latus (yellowfin seabream)
Lineage: Eukaryota; Metazoa; Chordata; Actinopteri; Spariformes; Sparidae
Product: transcription factor HES-2-like
Exons: 3
Coding region: 1161-1766 (201 amino acids)
Biological process (GO): regulation of transcription by RNA polymerase II; regulation of neurogenesis; anterior/posterior pattern specification
Cellular component (GO): nucleus
Molecular function (GO): RNA polymerase II cis-regulatory region sequence-specific DNA binding; DNA-binding transcription factor activity, RNA polymerase II-specific; protein dimerization activity
Source: RefSeq, a predicted model, not a curated record